UGUCAUCAAAUAUAUAUAUAUAUAUAUACAUAUAUAUAUAUUUAUAUACACAACUGAAAAAGUAUUGAACAGAACAUACAAAAUAGAAAUUAAUCAAGAUGUUGCGCAUACCAGGCAUGCCCCUACUGCCGGGCACCCUCUUCCGUGAAGUUAAUAAAGUGUACUAUCCGAAAUCGCAAACGUUGCUCAACUUUCGUGGCAUACCGAUGCUCAGCGAUCGCCAGCAUCCGAUGCCCGUGGAUCCUGCCGGUGCUGUUGUCGACAUUAGCUGCCCGCCGGCCGCUGCGCAUGCUCUAUAUCCGCCCCGUUCGGGGCCACGCCUACCGCCCUGGCUGGCCUACGACAAGAAGGUGCUCAGCUUUCGCGCCUAUUUCAAGCAGACACUGCAGGAAAACUUUCACGCCCCGUAUAUGGUGCGGCAUGUGAAGAUCUAUUACUAUCUGGAGGACGGAACGCUCGAGAUACACGAACCGAAGGUCGAGAACUCGGGCAUUGUGCAGGGCUGUGUGCUGCAUCGACAGCGUGUGCCCAAGCCGCCGCCCUGCGAGAACGAAACGCUCUCCAUAAUCGAUCUCAACGUGGACAAGACGGUGCUGAUCUUCGAUCGCAACUAUCACAUUGUCGACUGCGAUCGCUUCACGCGCAAUUUUCUCAACAAGCGCGGCAUUGUGGUGCCGGAUCCGGUGAUGGCCGCCAUCGAUCCGGCCGAGGCGGUGCGCAAACGUGGCCAGGUACGCGCCAGCAAUCCGCCAGAGAAGCGACAUCCGUUUGCCCAGUUCCUCAAGUACGAUCGCCAGAUACUCAAGUUCCAGGCCUAUUGGGACGAUCGCACCGACAUGGGCGAUGUGCGCAAGCUCGAGGUCUGCUACUAUCUGGCGGAUGACACCAUCGAGGUGAAGGAGGCUCACAUACGCAACUCGGGACGCGACGGACCGACCGUCUUCCUCAAGCGCGGACGCUUGCAGCGCGAGUUCGAUGGGAUGCUGUUGCCGGGCCAGCAGACGCCCGUGACGCUGCUGAAUGUGCUCGGCUCUGCCCGGAAUGUGCGCUACUGCAUCGAUCCGCUCAAUCUGGGCAGCAAGGAGAUACUAUAUUAUAGUCAACGCGAUUUGCAAAUCGGCAGCGUGCUCAACGUAUACGGCCGGGCGGUGGUCAUCACCGACAUGGAUCCGUUCACCAAGCAGUAUUAUCGCGAUCAUUACGGUAUUGCUGAGUUUACGCCAAUUCCGAUGCCGACCCGUUCGGAUGUCUGCAAGCCGUACGACAAGUCCGGACGCAUGCUGCCGCCGUUCAAUGGCUGGGGCAGCUACGAGGACUCUGCCGGCAAUUGCAUGUCCAUUGUGAUCAAACGGCCCAAAACGGAUUUCCGGAAAUUCAUCAAAUUCGAUCGCUAUGUGCUGCGCUUCGGCGCCAAGAUGCUCUCCACCAUACGGGAGAACUGCGAACGUAUAUUCGUGAUCAGCUACUAUAUGAGCGACGAUACCAUGCAGGUGCAGGAGAUAGCGGUGCGCAAUUCCGGCUUCCUGGGCGGCGUAUUCAUGAAACGGACGCGCGUCCUCAUGCCCGGCCAGGAGAAGUUCUCGUGCAAGCAGCCGCAGUAUUAUAGGCCGUGCAAUUUCUUUAUUGGCGGCACCAUGUCCAUCAAGGAUUUCAUAUUCCAUCUGGUAUCCGCUGAUGAGUUCACGUUGAUGUACAUGGAACAUCAUCCGGAACAGUUUCCGCAUUGCAAUAUGGAGCUCAUUCUGGAGAAGGUGCGCAAGGCGCUGGAGCCGCGCAUGGCACAGUUUGUCUCUUCGUGUGUGCCCGACUGCACGGAUCUGGAAAAGAAAAUGGAGAAGCGCACCGUUUUCGUGUCAUUCGAGAGCCUAAAGGGCGCCUUGGUUGCGCUAAUGGGCAACACGAUCAGCGAUCAUGAGAUCAUCUCGCUGUGCCGUCACUUUUCCGGGGAACAGGCGCCGCCGAAUGCCUGCGCCCGGGACAAGGUGCGCGCCUCGGCCCAUUUGGAGAUCAAGCGUUCGCUGUGGAAUGGCCGGGAUGAGCUGAUGGAGCAUUUCCAUCACAUCAAUCCGACCAAUAAGCCAUUCCUGCCGGAGGCCCAGGUGCGCUCCACGCUGCGCGGCUUUCGCAUGCCCUUCACCCUCGAGCUGAUCGAUAACAUAUUGUCCGUGCUGAAUCGCAACGAUUGCGAUGAUAUCGAGGUCUGCGACCUGAUGAACUUCAUCGAUGUAUCCUGCACCAAGGGCUGCGAUAUGCCGCCCAUCAACUAUGCCUUCGAGCUGUGCCCCAAGCUGCCCUUCCAGUACAAGGGACGCGUUGUCGACUUUGGCUGUUUACUCAAAGCCCUCAACCUGCCCCUCAAUCUGCCCAGCAGCAAAGCCCAGCCGACCAAUAUGAUCGGCGAUGCCCGAAUAUUGCCACCCUCAGCCAUAACCGAUUGUUGAACCGAUCUUAGAUCAUCGAUCCGUGAUCCGUGAUCCUUGAUCCUUGUUCUGUGAUCCUCGAUCCACACGCUGCUCAGUGAAGGGAGGCCGACUAAUGUGUUCUCGUCUCAAUUUUAAAAUGUUAUGCAGUUACACAUUCCAGCUAUAGUCGUAGUUAGAUCGAAAUUUCUUGUGCCACAUGCAUCGACUUAAGCGGACAAUCUCAGACAUUAGGAACUAUCGUGGUGUAGCGUACGUAGAAUAUACACAGAGAAAACACAAGCAUCAGACAUUCAAAUAUAUUUUAAAAUAUCGACAACAAACAAAAUAUGUAAAAAACAAAUUAAUAAAAGCGUAUAGAAGUUCGAA
Messenger RNA from Drosophila novamexicana, 2789 nucleotides. RefSeq names its product EF-hand domain-containing family member C2 (gene Efhc1.1). The record is from RefSeq and is a predicted model, not a curated record. Gene Ontology annotation, biological process: regulation of neuron projection development. The coding region runs from base 99 to 2441 and encodes 780 amino acids. Gene Ontology annotation, cellular component: microtubule. Lineage: Eukaryota; Metazoa; Arthropoda; Insecta; Diptera; Drosophilidae. The transcript has 4 exons.